Messenger RNA from Nicotiana attenuata, 2408 nucleotides. RefSeq lists its product as uncharacterized. The coding region runs from base 1550 to 2020 and encodes 156 amino acids. The transcript has 2 exons. The record is from RefSeq and is a predicted model, not a curated record. NCBI's taxonomy places the organism in Eukaryota, Viridiplantae, Streptophyta, Magnoliopsida, Solanales, Solanaceae.
ACCAUCGAAUAAGAAGAGAAACAUCAUUUUUCUUUUGUUCUCUCUCAGACCUUGAAAACUAGGGUUUGCCAUUUACAUUUUCCCUUAAAUAUACUUCGAUCCUUCAUGUUUUUAUGGUACCAAAGCCAUCAAUGGCUUCCUUAGAUCAUGGCCUUUCGAGCGAUCCUACCCUUGCCACUUGAUUUUGCCGAUUUCCUUAGAAAUGCUCUUGCUUUUCAAGUUUUUGAAGAAGUUUUUCUCUUUGUGUUUGAUGUCGUUUUGACUUCUGCUCUCUGAAGUCUCUGGUGCAUGAUUUUAUAUUUCUCGUUUGUGUUUGAGUGAAUUAAAGUCCUAAAUUUUGGCCGUGUGAGUUUAAGUAUGGGUUCUACUGGUGAUUCCUUAACUGCUUGUAUUGUUUCCAUUUUUGUUGAGUAGUCUCACCCAUUGUACCUCUAUCCCUCCCAUUCCCUCGGGAUUAUACUGGUUUCCAGCACUUUCAAUGGGCUGGGUUAUGGAAGUUGGAGAAGAAACAUGCUAAUAGGGUUGUCCUGUAAGAAUAAAUUAGGACCGAUCAAUGGAUCAGUUGCUAAGCCAAGUGCCGAAUCUGCUUUGUAUGAAGCUUGGUGUCGAUGCAAUGACAUGGUCACUGCAUGGAUACUCAAUAGCCUUGAUAUUGAGAUUAGAGAAAGUGUAAUGUACACUGAGUCAGCUCAAAAGUUAUGGAAGAAAUUAAGCAAAGGUAUGGCAAACCUAAUAGGACUAAGGUGUUCCAAAUUCGCAAGGACUUAUCUUCCAUUUCCUAGGGUUCUUCUUCGAGUGCAUCCUGAUUUUUUAAAUUAAAAAACUCUGGGAUGAACUUGCCUUCUCUGUUUCUUAUCAAGAGUAUGUAUGUGGGUAUUAGGAAGCUUUUUAAAAAAUGAAGAAGAUCAAAACGUUCAUCGGUUCUUAAUGGGGUUGAAUAAGUCAUAUUAUGGAGUCAGAAAAAACAUUCUUUUACUGAAGCAUCUACCUGAUAUCGACACUGUAUAUGCUAUGCUAAUUGUGGAUGAAAGUCAGGUUGAUAUCAAGCCCCUAAAUUCUCUGUUUGGUUCAGAAUCUGCAUCCUUUUCUUCUAGGACACAAAAACUAUUUGCAUCAUUUUCUACUUUACUGCUUUUACACAAAAAAGUCAAUUUGGACAAUUCAAAGAGGAGUAAUGGCAAUAUGAUAUACAAAUACUGUAGAAACUUGGGGCAUUCCAUUGACAAGUGUUAUAAGCUUCACGGUUAUCCUCCUGGUUUUGGGUCUAAAUUCAGGAAAACUGUAGCAUGUGUCGAAGCCUCAGAGUCAGGGGGGUUCUGAUACUUCCAGUAGUGACUCUUCUAAAGCCAUUCCGGUUGGUGUUGGGGGUCACUUAAUGACUAAGGAGCAGUAUGAUCACCUUGUUUCGUUUCUUUAACAUUCUAGGGUCUCUUCUGCUGCUCAGGAAUUCACCACUGGAUCUGCCAACUUCGCAGGUCUGUUUGGUAAUUCUGAUUUUAAUAGUUGUGGGUUCUAUGCUUGUAAUUUUAGGAUAGAGGAUACUUUAUGGAUGAUAGACUCUUGUACAACGAAUCACAUGACUCCUCACAAGUCCUUGCUCACUGACAUCAAACCUUUGCAUAUACAUUGUCUUAUAACCCUUCCUAAUGGUUAUAAAGUUAAGGGCCCUUUUCUGAAGAAGCCACUAGUUCUUGAUAGACUUCAGAAGGGGCUGUAUAAUUUACAAACUGAUGAGAUAUGUUUUUCUGAUUCUUCUGGAAGUUCCUCUGUGAAUACCACAACUGCCAAUUUGAGACCAAUGAAUAAGAGCAGUUUUAAUUCAAGUUCUUGUGCUUCUGUGUCUCAUGUUGCUUCUACUCUUUCUAUUGCUUCUUUUUCUGCAUUGUCUUUUGAUCAUGCUUGGCAUUUAAGGCUAGCACAUUUAACUUUUGCUAAAAUGAAAACAAGACAUUUUCUGUCUGACAAACUUCCUAAAAAGCAAAGUUUUAUUUGCCCUAUUUGUCCCAUUGCUAGGCAGUAAAGGCUACCAUUCCAUAGAGUUCCACUUAUUCUCUUUCCCCUUUUCAGUUGUUUUAUGUAGAUAUAUGCCACGACCCAAAAUUCACAAGUCGUGAUAGCACCUAACUCGACCUGUUAGGUCAGCCAAUUAAUAUUUAACACAAUCCUAAUAAAAUAAAUGUGAUCAAUCAUCGAUAUAACUGAAUUUCCAUACAAAAUUCCAAGGACUAGUAGUACAAGACAUGAGCUACUAAGACUAGAUUGUUGCAAAAACAGAUAUUAAAUAAAUACAACUUAUGUUUGAAAUGUACUUAAACAGAAUUCAUCUAUAGGACUACCCAGGGACAAGUGGUAGCCACAUCCAGAAGGCACGAACGUCUUCAGAGUCAGCUCCCGACAUCAAUCGCAGC